GACGACAGACGGAGCCGCUUUGGGCAGCGCGGGCUGCAACGGUCGAUUUUCAAAAGGAAGGUGGGCAUGGUCGUCGUCUUCUGUGGUGGUUGUCCACAUAUGAAGGUCGAGCGCCCCUGUCCCGGGCAUGUCGGAACACACAUCUGCAGUGGUCAUGUGCGAGGGCGGCUGCAUAGGUGAAUUUCAUGGCCGACGUGCGGAGGAGAUUGACUCUGCUGGUACUCGCUGUCGUCGUCUUCCUGAUUGUCAUCUUCCUCCACGUGUGUUUUUCGUGGCGGCCGUGGAAACAACAACGCAAGAGGAGGGCUUCGACGAGAAGGGCGGCAGCCGAACGUCUAACGGCAGGCAUGCAGGCACGACCGGCUGCUACCGCAGGUCAGGGAGGAGUUCGAUCUUCUGCGGCGGAGCCUCGAAGGCGGUACAACCCGUCCAUGUACACCCAUCUGGAGCCGUGGGACACGCCAUUGCCCCCGUCGAACGAGGAGCCGGAGAAGGAAGAACUUUCGACGUUGCCUCUCUCUAGCGGCUCGACUCAGUUGUGGUCGCAGACGGUGCGAGCAGGCGGGUCGGCUCUCGACGAAGGGGGCGAGUUCACGUCAUUGCUGCAUCAAGGUUUGCGGGACGACGACGACAGAGGAAUUGAUCUGAGGUUCGGGUUGUGUUCUGGCGGCGGCAGGGAGGCGAGCCGUACGUUCAUCAUCGACGGAGAUCGUUCGGCACUUGGCAUUGAGCAUGGUGGAAGUCUGCAUAUGGAGCAGUCCACACUUCGUCGCGCUGCACCCGUGACUAGUGCGGUCGGGCCAUCGCCAGCGGGACGGCAGCAUGGAUCGACUGCUCCGUCCGUCGAUCGAUUGACACGGACCUGGCCCGCACCCCCCGGGGUAGCAGCAGGGCCCCUGCGCAUGGGCGGUGCACGUUCGCUGAUGCCUGCGUGCACAACACCGAUCGAAUCCGGACUGAGGGACGAGGGAACGUGCAGAGCGCCGGUACGUCCACGACCCACUGUGGAGAACAUAACACGUGGAGGGUCGAACAUGCGGGCACACAGCGAUGGAGGCGAAGACGACGUUGGAUUCGGUGACGACGCAGACGAAGGGAUGAGGGAAGACGUGGAAGCGGGGGACGACGACGACGACGUUCCAAUUCGGCCUUUGGGGAAGGCAGCGGGGAGGGGGAGAGGACGCGGCAGAGGUGGUGUCUGUGGUCGAUCCGUUGCCCGUGGAGGCAGAGGUGGCGUGAGUGACGACGCCGGAAAGUCUCCGACGUACUGGUCUGCAGAAGACCAAAUGCUCCUGGUGCGAUGCAAGCGGGAGCAAGAUAUGCACCUCGCCGGCUUGUCUCAUAAUUACGGGCGGAUGAAGACGAAAGAGUGGAAGUGGGAGGACAUGUCGAAGCGGAUGGCGAAUGCGGGGAGGCCGAAGGACGCUGACGACUGCAUGAAGAAGUGGGACAAUCUGCUGACGAACGAAGAGAGGAAGGAGCACAACUUUACGUUCCGGAUGGACAGGGCGCUGUACAACGAGAUCCACGCAGGCAUGGUGGGGAACCACACGAUUUUCCCUCCCAACGUUGCCGACACAGGCAGUCCGGAUGGGGUGCAGCUGCCCAGGCGAGGAGCGGGUGGCGGGGAGUCUGUUUGUAGUGAGGCGGCCGGUGAAGGCUGCCCUGACGAGCGUUCUUCUGCGAGGGAGUCCGACAGCAACGUAGGCAGCGGGGCGGGAGGCGGGAAGCGGAAGAAAGCGCGCCAACAGGCAUUCGAGUCCAUCUUUGAUGUCAUGGAACGCCAUGGCGCACUGAUGUCGUCCACGAUCGAAUCGUCUAGCAAGCGGCAAUGCAGCACCUUCACGAGGCAAUGCGACAUAUUGGAGCAGGAAAUUGUCGUCCAAAAAACGCACUAUGCGGCGUCCGAUGAGAUGCAAAGGAUGAUGUGCCACACACUGUUGGAGAUCGCUGCCGCCAUUCGUGGUCGGUCGUCCAUUGUUGCGCAUCCGGAGCCGCAUAAAUGUCGUCCGCACGAGGGUGAUUCCACAACGCUUCUCGCCGUGCCAGCUGCACACUUCCCGCUGCGCAUCUGCAGUGCCACAACGCUUCUCGCCGGGCGCGCUGGUAGGUUCCCGCCGCGCAUCUGCAGUGCCACAAUGCUUCUCGUCAGGCGCGCUGCAAGGUUCCCGCCGCGCAUCUGCAGUGGCACAACGCUUCUCGUCGGGCGCGCUGCAAGGUUCCCGCCGCGCAUCUACAGUGCCACAACGCUUCUCGUCGGGCCAGCUGCACACUUCCCGCCGCGCAUCUGCAGUGCCACAACGCUUCUCAACGUCAUCGCUUCCGCUCUUCUGGCAGUCAAUCUUCUCGCCGCGGAGCACUCCCGCCAUCGCGAAGGACAGGUCCGAGCGCUACACCGAGAUCGCUUGUGGGGGUCCCCAGCAAGCAUGUCUGCUCGAUUGAACGCCCGUGGCAAGAAGCGCGAUGUCGCGUUUGAUGAAACCCAAGCCCAGGGGAAAGGUCGUCGGCACGUCCCGAAGGCGAAGAGGCCACGUUUGGAUGAUGCGUCAGCAAGCGUGCCGCAUCGUGGUGCGCGAGGUUGGUCGCAGCCGGCGGAAGAGGACAACGACGAUGAUUUCAUGACGGAGGACGAUCAAGGCGAGGCGACGGCAUCUGCAGGACGGGAGCUCGCGACGUCGCGCUUGACGAAACCCAAGCCCAGGGGAAAGGUCGGCGGCACGUCCCAAAGGCGAAGAGGCUACAUUUGGAUAAUGCGUCAGCAAGCGUGCCGCAUCGUGGAGUGCGAAGUUGGGCGCAAGCCGCAGAAGAGGACAACGACGAUGAUUUCACGACGGAGGACGAUCAAGGCAAGGCGACGGCGUCUGCAGGCGGGAGAGUGUCAGGCAGCGUACUCCGGAUCAGAGCGCUUCGAAGAGGAUGUUAACCCCUCCGCCGGAGGCCGGAGGCCGGAGGCGCAGCAGCUGCGUGUCCGCCAAACGUGGAAAGAGAAGGGUGUUGUGGUGGACCUUGGCGGCGAAGACGACGAGCCUUUGGAAAAACGUCGCCUGCACAGUGCGACACAAGCGACCACAGCGGCGGUGUCGACGGCUCGCGUUGCGGAGGAUGAAAGGCCGAUCACAGGUUCACUGCCCUGCACGCCGUCUCAUCCGCGUCAGCGCAACGACGGUGUUGACGGUGCGUCUCGCCAACGAGGUGGUGGUGGGGGAGUCGUGGCAGACGCGCGUGCAGUAGGGGGUGAGGCGGCAGGUGGCGCGGGUGUGGCUGUUGCAGGUGUUGUCCCUCCCGUUCAGACGGCGAGAGAGGAGGCUGCAGUUCCGGCGACAGUGAGAGAGGAGGGUCAUGGACAGAACACGAACCAACGGGAUGGCGGCGAGGCCGCUUCAAGCCGGGCACGCAGGGGAGUCAUGACGAAAGUCCUUAUCGACCGUGCGCUUCUUUGGGUGGAUGACAAAGCUUUCUGGACGACGGGUGAAGGACGCAGACUUUACAACGUCGUCCACGAAACCAAAGAGUACUUCCUCGCCAUCGCCUGCGGGCUUCAGCCACCUGAACUUCCACGGAGCGUUGUCGUCCCCAAAUCCAACACGAGGGUGGCGAGGAUCGCAGACCAAUCACAGCUCCAGCAAGCGAUCUCCCAUGCGGCGGCGGUGGAGAAUAUAGCUCUUCGCAUCUUGCACGGCUGGGUUUUCAAGUACGGGAACCGCCCAAGGGGGUACCACCUUGCUUUCCAGUACUCGUUGGAGUCCGUAGCGACGGACAUUCGCGUGCAAUGUGGUACGGCGAGGAGUGGCGCAACGUCGUCAGCGCGCCGAUGUGCGCCCACACGAUAGAUCUGAACAUGGACCUUCCACUGUGUGUCCUUGUCUGCGCUUCACUUGUUCUUGUUCUUCGUAUUGGCUUCACGACAUGCAAGAGACAUGCGUUGAUCACGGAUUGAGAGAAUGCAUGUCGGCAUUGUACAGAAGCAUGUUGCACAUGUCAUCCCACCACAACAGCACACGAAACCGGUCAUGGAAACUGAAAUGAAGAUAUGCACAAAAAACCGAUAAAGAUAAACAACAUUUCCAUAG
Molecule: messenger RNA, 4070 nt
Organism: Chara braunii
Lineage: Eukaryota; Viridiplantae; Streptophyta; Charophyceae; Charales; Characeae
Source: the annotation of a GenBank genome assembly